This is a messenger RNA of Scutellospora calospora, 216 nucleotides long. Lineage: Eukaryota; Fungi; Glomeromycota; Glomeromycetes; Diversisporales; Gigasporaceae. The record is from the annotation of a GenBank genome assembly.
AAAAUACAAAAAUCUCAACAAAAUAAUAUUGAAAAUUCACUCAUAAUUGAACUUGCUGAACAAAUUUGUACUCAACAAGAUUAUUUACUAGAAAUCACUGAAGAAAACAAAAAACUAAAAAAACAUAUUAAAAAAAUAGAACAUUCAGAAAACGAAAAAGAAAAAGAAAUGUCAAAUAAAGAAUCUACAUCAUCAUCAUCUGACUCUCAAGAGUAA